AUGGCACAAAAUUUACAGAAAAAGCCCUCUAAGGGCAUAUUGAAGACUUCACGAAGUGUUGAUGGACAGGAUACGGCGUCUUCAGGAGCGCCAUCAACUAGCAAGCGAACGAAAGAGCAAAGAUUCGACGAGAUGAAUAUUAUGGAAACAUUUCAUCCGGCGAACAAGGAUUAUGGUCAUAUGAAAGUGGACGAGCCUAAGACUCCUUAUUCAGAAGCCGUGGACGGUGACUUGGUGCCGACUGACGAAUUAGACGCUAAUAUAUUGGCCGCCAAACUAGCGGCGAGUAUGAAUAAGCCGCCAAAGUGUGUGGAAGCCGAAGCGUCUGCCAGUGACGAGGACAUGGAGGAACCUGAGGAAGAACGCCGAAAGAGAAUUGAGUUUGAAAAGAAGCGGAAAAUGCACUAUAAUGAGUUCCAAGCACUACAACUAGCGCGGCAACUGAUGGCACAAGAAGAAGACGAAGAUGAGGAUCAACCUCAACAGCAGAAAACCUGA
Molecule: messenger RNA, 498 nt
Organism: Spodoptera littoralis (African cotton leafworm)
Lineage: Eukaryota; Metazoa; Arthropoda; Insecta; Lepidoptera; Noctuidae
Source: the annotation of a GenBank genome assembly